AUGGCUCAAAUUCUUUCAAACGCAGAAGAAAAUACUCUUGUACAAUGGAUUUCACGACUUACCAUCACUGGAUUCCUUGCUACACCUAUGUUGGUGAAGGAAAUAGCCGACGAAAUUCGUCUUCGAUGCAUUCAGAUCGCGUCAUCUCGAAUUCCUACCUCGACAGAAAUUCCACCUAUAGGCCACGAAUGGAUCUAUAGAUUCCAAAAACGAUAUCCAGAACUUAAAACAUGCUAUUCAUAUCAAUUAGAGUCUAAUCAGAUUAAAAAGACAACUCCAGAGAAUAUUCAGGCUUGGUUUGAUAUGUUUCGUAUAUGUUUCAUUGAACGAAAGUAUGAAUUAGAUGAUAUAUAUAAUAUGGACGAAACUGGAUUUGGAGUUGAAAAAUCCAAGAAAGUGUCAGGUGACCGACCUCGACUUUUGAUCAUGGAUGGCCAUUCAAAUCAUAUUACAAGCAGCUUUAUUGCUUUCUAUAUAGAGAAGGAAAUCGAUUUACUUAUAUUACCUCCUCAUUGCUCCCACUUGCUUCAACCACUUAAUAUUGCGGUGUAUGGGCCAAUAAAACGAUAUCAUACUUUAAAGGUCGAUCAAUAUUCUCGAAUUGGUGUAAAGCGAAUUCAAAGAGUUGAAUGGGUAGAACUCUUUCAAAAUAUUAGAAAAAAACUCGCUGAUGCUCAGGAAGUAAUUGAGACUCGAAAGAAGAGAACUAAAGGCAAAAGAGUCAAAUUACAAGGUCAAUUUGUCUUUAGUAGUGAGGAAGUACUGAAAAUGGUACAUGAGGCGGAGGAAAAACCGAAGGAGAAAAAGCCACGAGGGCGACCACGUAAACGUCCAAUUGAAGAAUUAGAAGAGGAGACUGAAGAAGAAGAGCCAGAGAGUAGUUCAAGUGAUUUAGAGUUGGAAUUGGAUGAAUGUGUAGCUCGUAGAACAAGAUCACAUAGAGAGAAUUGA
Sclerotinia sclerotiorum 1980 UF-70 is the source of this 951-nucleotide messenger RNA. RefSeq lists its product as hypothetical. The coding region runs from base 1 to 951 and encodes 316 amino acids. The transcript is spliced from 3 exons. Gene Ontology annotation, molecular function: DNA binding. NCBI's taxonomy places the organism in Eukaryota, Fungi, Ascomycota, Leotiomycetes, Helotiales, Sclerotiniaceae. The record is from RefSeq and is a predicted model, not a curated record. Gene Ontology annotation, cellular component: nucleus.